This is a messenger RNA of Diorhabda carinulata, 1038 nucleotides long. Its product is annotated as zinc finger BED domain-containing protein 5-like. Bases 1 to 1038 code for a protein of 345 amino acids. NCBI's taxonomy places the organism in Eukaryota, Metazoa, Arthropoda, Insecta, Coleoptera, Chrysomelidae. The transcript has a single exon. The record is from RefSeq and is a predicted model, not a curated record.
AUGGAGAAUUGGCUGAAAUCUGGGUCGUGUGUUAAGAGAAAACAGGAAUCUACUAACGAAUGUGAGGUUAAUCGUACUUUUACUAGUAAAGACGUUAUAAUGUCUCAAACAUCAUCAAAUGUUCAAAAAGUGGAAAAGAUUUCUCGAAAAUAUUGUUCUGAAUACCUCCAAUAUGGAUUUACGUUCAUUGGUACCGAUGAAGAACCUCUACCUCAAUGUGUAAUUUGCUUUGAAACCUUGGCAAAUGAAAGUAUGAAGCCCUCAAAACUUCAAAGGCAUAUUACAACAAAACAUCCCGUAUGCUCAAAUAAACCUUUGAUAUAUUUUCAAAAGAAGAAAACAGAACUAUUUUCGACUCGGUCGAAUAUGGAGAAUGUGUUGUUGGGGCAAGGUAAUAAAAAUAUUACCACGGCCUCAUAUCAGCUGUCAUUGUUAAUAGCAAAAAAUGGCGCUCCUCACACAGCAGGUGAAAACCUUAUUUUGCCUGGGGUAAAAAAAAUUUCCUCACUUCUGCUUGACGAAAAAGCAGUUCAACAGAUAGGUAAAAUAUCCCUAUCAAACACUACAGUGAAACGUAGAAUCAAGGAAAUGUCUAUCAAUGUAAAGGAGAGUUUAAUAUCUGCUUUGAAAGAAAGUGAUUUUUAUUCUUUACAAUUGGACGAAAGAACAGAUAUUGCAGACAAUACUAAUUUAUUAUGUUUUGUAAGGUUUACUUUCAAUGGAGCAAUUGAAGAAGAAAUCUUAUUUUGCCAUUCGCAAAAGACCAGUGCAACAGGCCAAGACAUUUUUGACUCAUUGAAUAGUUUUAUCCACGAAAAUGGAAUAAAUCGGUCCAAAUGUGUCGGGCUUACAACCGAUGGAGCUCGUGCUAUGUCAGGAAAAUAUACAGGACUAGUAGCUAAAGUCAAGGAAGUAGCUCCGUUAGUUGAACGGACCCAUUGUAGCAUUCAUAGGGAGGCAUUAGCGGUCAAGGGAAUGAACCCAGACCUCAAAAGUACACUUGAAGACGCCGUAAAAAUUGUGAACUUAAUCAAAUGA